Molecule: messenger RNA, 9908 nt
Organism: Myxocyprinus asiaticus (Chinese sucker)
Lineage: Eukaryota; Metazoa; Chordata; Actinopteri; Cypriniformes; Catostomidae
Product: delta and Notch-like epidermal growth factor-related receptor
Exons: 13
Coding region: 7066-9180 (704 amino acids)
Biological process (GO): heterophilic cell-cell adhesion; establishment or maintenance of epithelial cell apical/basal polarity
Cellular component (GO): plasma membrane; protein-containing complex
Molecular function (GO): zinc ion binding; calcium ion binding; nucleic acid binding
Source: RefSeq, a predicted model, not a curated record
CUAAGUAGAUCGUAGAAUCCAUCUUACAAUUCAUCGUAGUUUUCCGGCCCAUUUCCCAAAACCAUCAUAACUUAAGUAGUACUGAAAAAUGUUCAUAGAUUUACGAGUGCUCUGAAAUAAUCGUAGAGUGCUUAAGAGCAUUGUAAGAAGACAGACUAAUGCAGACACCUGCAGAAAAAUUGCAAUAGUACACUUAAUACAAUUUAAUACAUGCAGGUAAUGUCAUGAUGAUUAAAAUGUAUGCACUUUAAUAUCAGCUACUUUUAUUUAUUAAUAAAAACCAUGUUUUAUUUAUUAAUCAGCAAUUAAACAUAUCAUGAAUAAAUGCAUAAAACAGAUAAAUGAAUUAGUAAAUAAACAAAUGACACUGAAUUGUGUGGAUGUCCAAGUAGCACAACAAAUGCUAUAUUGUACAUGUCUUUGCUCAUCAUCCUCGUCUCCUCUUCCUCUCUGUUACCCAAAAGCACUCUCGCCCACACCACAGUGCUGUGCAACAUUGACACAAAUCACUUUGGGUAGCAAAGAGCAGAUCUUUGCUUGAUUGGUAAAUGUUUAUAAAGCACAACCUCCAGCCUCCUACUUUGCACUCUGCUAACAACAUGGUGAACCUCGUUAUAUUCAAUAUGUGCUUGAUCAUUGGCAGAAUCAUUCACAGGGCCUCAGUGGCUAACCGCAGUCCAUCAACAUACUGUAUGUCUUUACUGACCCUGGAAGCAAUUGCCCCUCACAGAAUUUGUAAAAACAAAUCUAAUGAAUGAAGUAGUGAUAGAUUGUUCUGCACAAAAUGAUCACAAAGCUACAUUUAAUUUUGUAGUUAGAGUAUUUAAGAAAAUAAAUGUAAGCAUUUACCAGCAAGGUAUAUUUUACACAACUUACACACAGAUAUAAUGAAGUUACAGUUAUGUGCAACACUACACUGUCACAUUUCAGCACUUCACCUAUAUGGACAGCAUCUCUAUUAAGUAGCACUUAAAGCGCUGGAAAAAAAAAAGUUCUUCAAAUUGCUCAUAGAAAACGAGUUACAUGUAAUCUGGAUUACAUAAUCAGAUAUCAAAAAUAAAGUACUUGUAAUUAAAUUUUGAAAUACUCGUAAUCGGACUACAGUUACUUUUUUAUAGAUUACAUGAUUACAUAUUAACAAGGCAAGGCAGUAAAUUGUUAAUAAUUUAUUGAUCAUUUUCAUAUCAAUAUCAUCAUAUUCCUACCCUGAAAUGCAAUAGCCUAACAGAUAAACAAUUUGAGCAUGUGCUCCUUUUACAUUACAACAGUUAGAUAUGCACCUAAGCUAAGGAAUAGGUGAUAGACUUCCUAAGUAAUAAGGGUUAAAAGUAAUUGUGUCAGAGUUUUGAGCUGUUUGCUUUGACCUUGCAAUGUCAUUGCUGUUGAUUUCAGGUUCAUUGAAUGAACUAGAUAUGUUUAAAAAAUAUAUAUACUGUAUAUACAGUAUAUGUUAUUUCUUACUACCUCACCAAUGGUGUGUUCACACACUGAACUUAAUUGCUUCAAAGGAUCUAGUGGAUGCCAUCUCUAAGGGUCCUGCCUGCAGGAUAUCCAAGUUCAACUGCAAAAUGUGCAGCAAUAUGGAACAAAGCACACCGCUCUACUGUUGCUGCUGAUGCAGUGGAGUCCACUGCAUGAAACUUGACAUAAAACACAACUGUUCCUUGUGUGACACAGUGGAACUCUGCUGUUUUACAUUAUUCAGCUCUUUUAGAAUAGUCUUGCUGUUCAAGUUAAUAUCUUGCACCUCAGCUUUGGAAUAGGUGAUGGACUAUCAGUAAGCAGUAAGGGUUAAAAGUGUUUCAGUGUUUUUAGAUGAAAGCUUUCACCUAGGCAACGUCAUUGCAGUUGAUUUUAUGGUCAUUAAUUUUUGUUCAUUUUAUGAUUGUUUUAUGUUAAUUUUAUGGUCAUUAAUGUUCAGAUUGCUGCUAUUGUUUUAUGCACUUAAAAUGAACUUGAUGUCUCAGCGUUUUUAGUUAUAAACUUUGGCCAUGCACUGUCAUUGCUGUUAGAUUUAAUGUUUAUUUCAUUAAUGUAAUGUCUAAUGCACUUUUUAAAAAUUUCAUAAGGAGCUCUUUUUGUCAGGCUCUUUUUGUUAGUAUAAUGGAAUACAUUUUCUUCCUCUUUGUACUUUUAUGUUAAAAUUAUUAUCCUACGAAUGCAUGUGACAUAAAAUAAAACAGAAUUAGGUUGAAAGUAAUCCAAAAGUAAUCGGAUUAGAUUACCUCAAAAAUGUAAUUUAUGAGAUUAAGUUACUGAUUGCAUUUUUUGUUAUGCAAUUUGUAAUCAGUACCUGAUUACAAAUCAAAAGUAAUCCGCCCAGCACUGCUCAUCACAGCUAAAAUGGGGUCUAGAUUUGGAAUGAUAAAAAGACAGGUAAAUGAUUACACAGUUUUCCUUUUUGGGUGAACUUUACUUUUAAGGAAAGCACUAAAGUUCUGGUUAUUAGCCAUAUCACCUGGGAAGCCUGUUUAACUGGCUGUGUUCUGCUUUUCUCUUCUACUCUUUGGUCUCUUGGCUUUGAUUUCAGCCUGUUAAGCAGCCAUGGGGAACACAUGCAAGAGAUCUUGACUGACCACUGCUUCUUCAAUCUUUCAUCUUUAAUAUUUAUAGAUACAAAUUUAGGCACACUACAAAUCUACAGUAUAACCAGUGUCUUAAGCAGUUGCAAGGCUAACUAACCCUGUAACAGAGUGAGUUUCAUUAAAACAGGGAUUUGAGCAUAGAUUAAAUGAGUCAAAUGGGAAUUGACGGGAUAAAAGGAAAGGAUAGAUAUUUUGGGGACAUCAAAGGUUCAGUGAGGUACACAGAGAUUGACAUUCUAGAGAAAUGUAGAUAAUAAAGGAACAGUGGGAACACAAAAAGAGAUGUUUGAAUAUUCAAACUGCUACUUAUGCACAAGUGCGAAUGAGAUUUGAGAGCUAUGGAGAGGAAUGUUUUCAGAAAAUAAUGAACAUAAGAUUUGGAAUAUAGCACACUACUUAUGGACAAUUUUUGGUACGAUAAUUGUACCGUAACAAUGCUUCUGUGUCCUUUUUUGAGCUUGGCAGCAUACAAUAUAUCACCCUUCACUUUCAUGUACAGAAAAGUGUGGCUUUACAUUUUAUCAGUUUGUGUUUUCCCUGGGAAUUAAAUCCACAACUUUGGCCUUACCAGUAUCUGUUAACUCUCAUCGAUACUGUAUGGCUUCCAUCUGCAGACUAGUUAAUAUUGAUUUAGGGCAUCCUUGGAUCUGUGCCUGUUUGAGACAAUUACACACUAAUGAUUAAUAAUAAUUAUACAACAGAAUGGUGAUUGAUGAGCUCUCUCACAUGCAUGCACACUCACACACCCGUUUUCUCUAUUAAUAGUCAGAUGACAGUGGGUUAGCAAGCUGGCUGUGGGUGUAUAUCGGGAACAUUUCCUUCUGUCUGCGCUCUGUCUUAAACACAUGCAUGUAACAUAGCUCUUUUUAAGUGGAUGUGUGAUUAUGCCAUGCUUGUGAGAAACCGUGCCAUGAAACAAUGGAUGGUACAAAAACAUCAGCAGGUAAUUUCUCUCCAAGUAAUAAUGAUCCAUAUCUGAACAGUGAUGUUUGAUGGUUAAGAAACACAUAAGUUCAAACUAACAGUUCACGCUGGUAUCACAUGGCUGUGGAUCAGAUAUGUAUUGGAUUUGGGAUCACAGAGGACCCUAAAACUAAUUUGAAAAGAUCAGAUAUUUUGUGUUUACACUCCUUCGAAAACAGAUUUAGGCAAUAAACUGGAUUUGGGCCACAUCCAUCAUAGUUUUAACACUAAAUUAAAUCCUAAUAACAUAAGUCCUAAUAACAAUCAGACCAGUAAAGCAUAAUGCAAACUUUAUCAAAAGUGAAGUGUGAUCAUUUAUUAAUUAACAAUUGUAAUCAUUUUUUAAAGUUUUUUUUUUUAAAGUUUUUUUUUUACUUAGAUUAAGAUGUUUCCUUUUAAAUCUGGGGAGAGAUUUUAGGCUUGCAGGUAGCAUUCUGAGCUUCAACAAAUAUAGAAAAAGAGAUUAAUUGGAGGAGGUCUUUGUUGAGAGGUAGAGGAGCUUGGUCUUGUAAAGUCAGAAAUGAAGAGUAGAAAUCCAGGGAUUUUUGAGAGGCAGGCUGAGAUACUGUCUGCAAUUGCAGAGAGAGAGAACGGCAUGUCUUCCACAGGGUAAACACCAGGAAAGUGUAGAUCAGUAGAUGGACAGCGCUACCAUUGUAAAGAUCAGUCUGAAGGGGAAAGGGCUAUUUGGCUGAACAAUUAUCUUGUGACAGCUUGAAAAUCAAGCCUCAACUGAUAAUAUCAGAGAGAUUGGACUAUGUCAGACUCUUGGAGCAGCAAAGUUAGGGAUACAAUAAUGAUAGAGGAAAGUUAUGGCAGCAGGUCAGGUCCCUGCAGAAGUACAAAUAUCCAUUCUGGAUUAUGUUGGUUAGUGCUGGUCUAGCAUAGCCAAAAAAAUGCCAGUCAACCAGCAUGGUCUUCCUGGUGAAGCUUGUUGACCAUGGAACUAUUGCUGGUUCAAGCUAGUUAAGAAUCCUGGAGGGGACACCAGCACACCAGCAUCCCAUGCUGGUGACCACCAUCCAAAACACAACGUACUCUACUGUAUUUUGGUUACCAGUAAUGCUGAUCUUUUCAGCAGGGGUGAGAUGUAGAGAGAUGAGAAGAUGUAGAAAUAAAACCGAUGAGUCUGUACUAUGUUUUGGAGAUUAUUUCACAAGGUUCUGGGUCUAGAUAAGGACCACAUUUUGUUGUGUGAAUGCUUCAUCCUUUAUUUCUUCUCAUAUUGAAAAUCUUUGUUUCUGUCUUCUUGAGUAUUAAUUCUCUAAUCUCUCAAAUCUCAUUGAUCUUCGAAGGUGCAAAGCCCCUAUUGUAUCUGUUCUUAUUAUUGUUAGUCUUCCUCUGACUGAGAGUCAGCCCAGAUCCAUAUGGUAGCUUGUUCAAACCCUCUAGCACCACCAAUUGUUCAAAGUUGCACUCACGUUUAUGCUUAUAACUUUUGAACCAAAUGGCCUAGAAAUUUAUUUUUUCCCUCUGAUUCAUUGGCUCAUGACGGUUACAAUGUUUAGCAAGGUUACAAUUUCUGCUUGAUGUUUUAGAAGUUUUCAGAAAAACCCACUAGGCCGUAUGUCAGAUUUGCAUGAAAUAUGCCUUGUAUCAUCUAGGGACAAUCUAGAAAAAAAUAAUUUAAAGCUUUUUUAUAGACCUGACUGUAUGUUCGCAUUUAACGCUUCAACAAAUGUCAUGAUGAGCUCACCAAAGUGGUUGUGAAGCUAUAUUUUGGCAACACUUUAGCGUGAAACUUGGUAUAUGUCAUCAUAGCCAUCAUGUCCUCAGAGUACCUGUGAAGUUUUGGUACAUUGCUUAUAAAUGAAUAGUUUGGCCUAAAAUUAUUAAAUUAGUCUCUUUGGAUUCAUUGGGGUAUACGGAGACAGAUGAUACCCAAUUGUCACAUGUAGGCCAUAUUGGCCAGCGGCCAUUUUUACAUUUGUUGUAAAAUGCUGUAUUUAACAAAUGCAUUGGCAUACUGUUAUGAAAAUUGGUAAGCAUCAUUGGCACCAUGCUCUGAAGGUAAGUACAAAUUGUGGGGCCAGUGUCACCUUGUGGUCAAAAGAUAUAUCAACAUUUUUUAAAAUGCUUAUAAUGUUUGAUUUUUUUUUACUCCUCCUAGGUCGUCUGUCUGAUUCACAUGAAAUUUGGCAUGUAUCAUCUAGUGACACUCAGGACAAAAAGCUAUUAAAAACUUUUGGAUAUACCAAACGGUUCUCGAAUAGUGCAGCAAUGAACUAGAUGGCAAGACGCCAAAAAGGCUGUAUCUCGACAACACUUUGGCAAAUUGACAUGGAACUUUGUAUGACUUUGACUGCACCAUAUGAAUUUGGUGACAGCACCACAUAUUGAUCAAAACUUAUUUGUAUUGUACAAUAAACAAUUCCACUUAUGUUUUGUAUACCGCUUUUCUUAAAAUCAGUAUCAGUGAUGUCCAGUCAUACUUGCUUACAUGCCAUUGGUCUGCUUGGCCCCCUAAUUGCUGCUUGAAGCCAUAUUUUGAAGGUUGUGUUCUUUGUUGGUAUUGGAGUGGCUAAAUGCCUUCUCAACAGACUUCUUAUUAUUUUUCUGCAACCUGUGGUGUAAGAAGGGAGAGCAGAAAUCAGAAAUACUAGAAAUGAAAGCAUUUAUACACACAGAAUAAGUUAUGUAAAGAAUUUAUUUCAACAGAAAAAAGAAGGAAUACGUAAAUGUAAAUGGUGAAAUAAAAGAGACCCUUUACUAUGUAGCUCUCAAACUGCAGAGGAAGUGGUUUAGUGAUGUCUCUGUGAAUGCCAGUAAUAUAUAAUGGGGGCUCAGAGGACAGAUGUGUGAUAUGUUAUGUAUUCUGCAGUCUUAUAGGAAUUGUACUACUUUAUUUACACCCUAAUUAUUGAUAAGUAUAUACAUUUAUUGAAAUAUUUUACAGCUUUGUAAUUGUGGUAAAGCCUAUUCAUUUAUAAUAGCUUAAUUUGUAUUUGUAUCUGGAAGUGCUAGUAUGUUGUUGUCACAUCUGCUUCUGCCAUUCCCCCUCUGUGCCAGCAGAGGGAACCCUCACCCGAAUUCUGAACUCUCCACAACCCUGCUAGCCAUCUCUGUUUAAGAUCACUAUAAAUAGUCUUGGACUCACACUCUACCUUUGCAACAUCACCAAACAUUACUGAGAGUUAUUUACCUGCCUGAUCUGUUUAUCCUGUGUAUUACCUUGCUGCCCAUUUCCUGUUUAUUCUCUGUGACUCACGUUUUUAAAUUGUUUGCCCGGUUGGACUGAUUACUGUGUACUUGACCUUCUGCCUGCUUAUGACCCCGAUCUGCCGGCUGCAUAAUAAAAACUGCACAUGGAUAUAAUGAGCCUGACGAGUCUCCCUCACAGUGGCGGAUUUAGGCAUGGGCGACAUGGGCAGUUGCCCAGGGCGGCAUCUUGCGGGGGGGCGGCACAAGGCACCCACACAGACCACCAACCCACAAUUUGAUACGCGCUCACUCACCACUGGCAUCAGCUCAAUUCACUCCUUCAUCCGAGACGCUCCCUGCUUCUGCUCCUGAACCCAUGCUCGUUGGCCAAAUGCACCUCACGCCUAUGGAACAUCAACGCCGACGCCGCCUGGGUCUAUGCAUUUACUGUGGCGAAUCUGGUCAUCUGCUAGCCAACUGCCCUCGUCGUUCAGGAGCCUCUACCUCAAAAUGUCCACUGUUUUUUGCAGAUCCCUGCACCAGCAGCCCUUGUCUCCAUGGAAACUGUAGCCAGGACGGUGAGGGGGAUGGGUUUGUAUGUGAAUGCAGCAAGGGUUACAGUGGGGUCCUUUGUGACCUCGCAACCUUGACCUUUGACCUGUCAGAGUCCACCUGGGACCUCACCGAUAGCCUUGUACCGGAACAUGCCACACCAGCCACUCCAGCCACACCUGCAACCACCACUCAAGUCUUUCAGCCAACCACAGUCCCCACCACUACUCAAGCUCAACCCACCCUGGAGUUAUGGCAACCCAAACCAGGGCAAAAAGUGGUGGAGAUAUUAUGGGAGGAUCAGCAGAUUACUGAUGAAGCCGAAUGUGUGAGUACCGCAGGAGGUGAGUCUGCCGGAAUGAUGACUGUUUCUUUGGAGGUUGCAGAGGAAACAGCUGUAAAGUUGGUGGGUAAUGUGAGUGGCUCUGCAGUCCUGUGGCGUGUAGGUGAAACUGGUUAUGAGCAGUGCUCUGUUGCAGAUGGCACAAUCAUGUGGUUUCAGCAGAGCUCAGAUGGUCUGGUACUCCCUGACCAGUCCCUGCCAUUCGGACACAACUACUUCAUAAGUGUACUGCAUGUUGGCACAGCCUCUGGUCCGGAGGUCACUCUGAGGCUGCAUCUCAUGGUGAAAACCAAUAACUGCAUGGAGCCCGGCAGCGGUUUCAGCGACCCACAGUGCUCUGGGAAAGGGAAAUGCAUCACUCAGUCCUCUGUGGACACAUUUUACUGCCAGUGUGAGGAUGGAUAUUCUGGAAUCUUCUGUGAGGAGUUUGACGCAUGCCACCUAAGGCCCUGUGAGAAUGGCACCUGCACUGACCUCAGACAGAGAGAUGAAGGACAAAACUACACCUGUACCUGCCAACCAGGUUUUGAAGGAGACCGUUGUCAGUCUUUGGUGGAUCACUGUGUUUCUGGACCCUGCAGGAAUGGAGCCACGUGCACCAGCAGCCUAGAAGGACAUCACUGCUAUUGCGCAGAAGGCUAUCAAGGUGCCAUGUGUGAGCAGAAGAUUGAUCCCUGUGCUUCAGGGCCAUGCCACAAUAAUGCCAGCUGCUCUCCACAGGGCACAGGUUUAGGGUUCAGCUGCACCUGUCCUGCAGGUUUCACUGGACCUACCUGUGGCCAGCUUGUGGACUUCUGUGCCCUCAACCCAUGUGCUCACGGCAUCUGCCGCAGUGCUGGUACCAGCUAUAGGUGCCUGUGUGUGCCAGGUUAUCAUGGUCUGUAUUGUGAAGAGGAGUAUAAUGAAUGUUUGUCUGCUCCUUGUCAAAACUAUGCCACAUGCAGAGACCUAAGCAAUGCCUAUGAGUGCAUCUGUGCCCCACAGUUCACAGGGAAGCACUGUGAGAUAUAUAAGGAUCCAUGUCAGAAGCUGAGGUGCCGGAAUGGUGGACACUGUGAAAGUGGAGGCAGCAACGCAUCCUGUCUGUGUCCACCAGGAUACAUGGGCGAGAACUGUGAGGUGGAUGUGAAUGAGUGUGAGAGUAAUCCCUGUCACCAUGGCGGCACCUGCAUCGACCAGUCCAACGGCUACACCUGUCACUGCCCACCUGGCUGGGUCGGUGGAAGCUGUGAGAUCCAUCUGCAGUGGAAGAUGACUCAGCCUGUGGACUCACUGACUAACAUGCCGCGUCAUUCUCUGUACAUAAUUAUCGGUGCUCUCUGUGUUGCGUUCGUCUUGAUGCUGAUCAUCCUCAUCGUUGGCAUCUGUCGCAUCAGCCGUAUUGAGUACCAGGGCUCGUCCCGUCACGCCUACCAGGAGUUUUACAACUGUCGCAGUAUUGACAGCGAUUUCAGUAACGCUCUUGCCUCUAUUCGUCAUGCAAGGUUUGGGAAGAAAUCUAGACCAGCAAUGUAUGAUGCAACUCCCAUCAGCUAUGAAGAUUACAGCCCAGAUGACAAGCCCCUGGUCGCACUCAUUAAAACAAAAGAUUUGUGAAGCAAUAUAUCUGCACACUUACACAUUUACACCACACAUGCACAGUCACUGUUCCAGCCUUUGAAACGAGCCAAUCAUUCAGUAUUAAUUUCUAAAAGUAGGAUAAAAAAAUUAAUCAAACAUGAAGAAACAUUUGAAUUUAACAUAUUUUACCAUUGUAACUCAUAAAUCUUUUAAUACAUAUCAAGCACUAGGAGUGCUGCACAGAUUUAGUGUUUAAUGGGUUAGUCAUGGACAAAUGUGCUUUGUUUGCAGACGCAAAUAUUUUGUGGAAUGUGAGUAGACGGAUAAGCUAUAUUGCAAAAUUUGUUUGUGAGGGGGGUGUUUAACCUAACCUCCCUACAUCUAGACUCUGAUUACAAGUAUGAUAGCAGCAGUUCAAGCAAAAGCUGUAGAAUUAGGAAUAAUAGAGCUCUUUAUAGUGCAGUAAUACUGUAACUUUAUACAGAAGAUGAAAAACUUAGAAGAACAAAAGAUAAGAUGAUGUAUGUUGCCUUAACUGGUGCAUGGAUAGGAUCAACGGUUUCGGCAUUACUCUGUAACCUUAUGUACAUUGUUGUUUGCUGUUUAUUUCUGAUUGUUCAUUGUGGACUAUUUUGUGUCAUCUUGGUAGUAGCAAAGUCUUAAGAAACCACCAUUGCUAUUGUAAAGGCAGCACAAGAAGUGCUUUUAAAAGUAAUAUUAAGUGGUGUCAUUUCACUGCGUAAGUAAUAAAACAGACAUCCUGA